Parnassius mnemosyne (clouded apollo) is the source of this 885-nucleotide messenger RNA. The record is from the annotation of a GenBank genome assembly. NCBI's taxonomy places the organism in Eukaryota, Metazoa, Arthropoda, Insecta, Lepidoptera, Papilionidae.
AUGACAGACGAAAGGAAUUUUCGCUCGUCGUAUUAUGAAAAAGUAGGAUGCCGUGGUGUUGAAGAAAAGAAAUCAUUAGAAAUACUUAUGAAAGAAAAACCAUGGGAUAAAGUGAAGUUAAAACAAUUUUGUCUACGAUUUAUGGUGCCCGCUGCUUAUAGAAAUUUGGUAUGGAAGGUAUUAUUAGAUAUUCUGCCAGUCUAUGCUGACUCCCACCAAUUUGUGAUGGAGCAACGAAAGCAACAAUAUGGAGAUUUGCUAUAUGCUGUGGACAUGUUGGAAUUGGCCAAUAUGAAUGCUCCAAGGACUCAGAUCCUGCUUGCAAUGUGGCUAUUAGAGAAUGAAGAGAGGAAGCCCCCCAUGUUUCCAGAAACCAAUUUAAAUUCAGCAGAUACCUUCAUUCCUAUAUGCAGAACAUUACUCGAGCUGUAUGAUGAUGAGGUUGACGUCUACUGGAUAUGCAAGAGCCUCACAGAAAUUGUGAGAAAUAUGCAGAGAGACCUCGCAAAGCUUAAAGAGGCCUUUCAGGUCAUGCUGGAAAAGGAAGAUGUAGAACUCUACAAUCACCUUGUGGAAAUCAAUGCAUUGGAAGUGUUACCCCUAACUAAAUGGUUCAAUUGUUGUUUUGCUGGAGUGCUCGAUGAUACCUCAUUGCCAAAGAUUUGGGACAAGGUAUGCAGCGGUGCACCGAAGAUUCUGUCGUUCGUGGCUGUGAUGCUUGUAAUUACGUUACGAAGGAACAUAUUGAAAGCACAAAAUGGCGACGAAGUACUGAAGUGUGUUUCUGAGAUCCCAGAACAAUGUGAAGAAGUGGUCGCAAACAAGGCGAUAGAACUCUGGCAGUAUGGUGCUCAACCCCAAAACGAUCAGCUGGCGAAAAAAUGA